AUACUUGAUAUUCAUACGCAAGGUCAAUAUUUCAAAGUGCUCACGGGGUCAGCUUUGUCAAUUGCGCCGGAUUAGUUGUGUGAUGGACUUUAUUUGACAGGGAUUAAGAAGAGUUUAAAACAAUGUAUACUUUAACAAAGUUAGUGAGGCAGUGUGGCCAUUUAAAGCCAAACUUUUCCAGUCGGAUUUCACAGGAGAUCAUAGGUAACAAUGCCUUCAACCGGCCCUAUCAGAGCAUUGCAUCACAGGUUCUGUACGGACGAUUGAAUGACCUACCAAAGAAAGUCCGGCAUUAUGUUGAGGACAAUGUUAAAUUGUGCAAGCCAGAUACAAUCCACAUCUGCGAUGGCUCGGAUCGCGAGAAUGAAUUGUUGUUGUACCUUUUGCAGAGGGAUGGCAUGAUUAAACCUCUGCCAAAGAUGGACAACUGUUGGUUAGCCAGAACAGAUCCCAAAGAUGUAGCUAGGGUAGAGAGUCGGACCUUCAUUGCCACAGAGGAAAUGAGGGAUACAAUUCCAGUCGUAAAAAAUGGAGUAACAGGAACACUGGGAAACUGGAUGUCCCCUGACGAUAUGGACACGGAACUCAACAUGAGGUUCCCUGGUUGUAUGAAGGGCAGAACCAUGUACGUGAUACCAUUCAGUAUGGGGCCGGUUGGCUCAGCUCUUUCUAAGAUUGGCAUCGAGCUCACAGACUCUGCAUAUGUAGCAGCUAGCAUGAGAAUAAUGACCAGGGUUGGGACCAAAGUGCUGAAAACUUUGGGAAAUGGAGACUUUGUUAAGUGUCUGCAUUCUGUUGGAGCACCACUACCUCUUAAAGAACCAUUGAUUAGCAACUGGCCUUGCAACCCCAAGGACACCAUUAUUGCACACUUGCCAGAGAGAAAUGAAAUCUGCUCGUAUGGAAGUGGUUAUGGUGGAAACUCACUCCUGGGAAAGAAAUGCUUUGCCCUCAGGAUCGGAUCAAUUCUGGGGAGAAGAGAGGGUUGGUUAGCAGAACACAUGCUGAUCUUGGGCAUUGAAAAUUCCAAAGGCAUUAAGAAAUACUUUGUAGCUGCCUUUCCAAGUGCCUGUGGGAAAACGAAUUUGGCAAUGAUGAAAUCUGCUCUUCCCGAGUACAAGAUCACCUGUGUAGGAGACGAUAUUGCGUGGAUGAGAUUCGAUAAAGAUGGAAAACUCAGGGCUAUUAAUCCAGAAGCUGGGUUCUUUGGCGUAGCACCAGGUACAUCAAUGAAAACGAAUCCCAUGGCUAUGGAAACUAUUUCUAGAAACACCGUCUUUACCAAUGUGGCGGAGACGUCUGAUGGUGGUGUCUUCUGGGAAGGUUUGGAGGGAGAAAUCCCAAGAACCACAAAAAUCAAGUCUUGGUUGGGAGUGGAAGACUGGCACCCAGAACAGGGAAAACAGGCAGCUCACCCCAAUUCAAGAUUUUGUACUCCAGCUGCUCAGUGUCCUAUCAUGGACGAGAAAUGGCAGGACCCAGAAGGUGUCCCUAUUGAGGCCAUUAUCUUUGGGGGACGUAGACCUGAAGGUAUUCCUCUGGUCUAUGAAGCCUUUAACUGGCAGCAUGGAGUAUAUAUGGGGGCCUCUAUGAGGUCUGAAGCAACAGCAGCAGCAGAGCAUAAAGGGAAAGUGAUCAUGCAUGACCCUUUUGCAAUGCGUCCAUUCUUUGGCUACAACUUUGGGCAUUACUUGAAACAUUGGUUAAGUUUCCAAGAAAAAGAAAGUAAUAAAUUGCCAAAAAUUUACCAUGUCAACUGGUUCAGGAAGGAUAAAAAUGGUCGUUUCAUGUGGCCUGGAUUUGGAGAGAAUGCCCGUGUCUUAGACUGGAUCUUCAGGCGGGUGGAUGGCGAGGAAUGCGCUGUCCCUUCCGCUAUUGGAAAUCUUCCCAAGAAAGGAUCUCUGAAUCUGGAGGGACUCCAGGACAAUGUUGACAUGGACGCUUUGUUCAGUAUUCCAAAAGACUAUUGGCAGCAGGAAGUCAGGGACAUUGGGAAAUACUUUGACGAGCAAGUGCACGAGGAUUUACCUCCUGAGAUAAUGAAAGAACUGAGAGGACUAGAGGCCCGUGUGAAUGCCUUGUAACUUACAGUCACUUCCGUUACACUUAAAAGUAGACUGUUCAGCUACAGGGAGAAUAAUUUGCUGCCAUAUUUUUCAAUGAUUUACAUUUAUUUACUUACUAUGUAAGGAGAUUAAGAUUUUUAAGUUCAUUUUUAGAAAAUUUAGCCAUUUUUUUACAGGUAUUUCAGAGGGAGUUUUUCAUUGUUAUGAUUCAUAUGAUCUCUGUAACCUUUGUCAAUCGUGUAUUAUUUUACUAAUGAAAUGUGUAAUUUAUUUUGUAUUAUCUUAAUGAAAUAUGUGAUUUAUUAAUGACUCUUUUUAUUCAUGCUUAACAGAAGAGAAAGUGCAAUGGACAUUAUCAUUCUUGAAUUUUUUUGUAUAAUAAGCAUUUCUUCAUGUCGAGCUGAUAUGAUCUCACUCUCUGUUUCCUGUUUUUGUACACUGCUGUUAUUAUGUUGCAUGUAAGAUGGCAGUUGUAGUCUUAUAUUUGCUGGGUUUAAACAAAACGAAUCACAUGCUUCUAUCAUCCUCUCUGUAUACUGAAUCAUAUUCAUUCAUGGGACAUUCACACAAAGAUUGUAAAACCAUUUAGUGGCAUAUUGGUAUGCACAAAAAAAUAUGACUGUGAUAAAUUGCCAUUUAUUUGAUUAUGUAUAUGUUAGACUAGAAAUUCACAAGAUGUGAUGGGAAGUUAUAUUGUUCACUGCCGGUGGCAUACUGUUAUUAUGUGUAAAUUCUUGUCAAACAGCUGAUUAAAACAUGUUUUAGCAAUAUUUUAGGGCAGAAUUGCCCAAGAGAGGGAACUACAAUUUAAAGAAAUACAAUUUUAUUUAAAAAGAA
This is a messenger RNA of Saccostrea echinata, 2903 nucleotides long. RefSeq names its product phosphoenolpyruvate carboxykinase, cytosolic [GTP]-like. Gene Ontology annotation, molecular function: phosphoenolpyruvate carboxykinase (GTP) activity; manganese ion binding; GTP binding. The record is from RefSeq and is a predicted model, not a curated record. Gene Ontology annotation, biological process: cellular response to glucose stimulus; cellular response to dexamethasone stimulus; cellular response to insulin stimulus. Bases 123 to 2084 code for a protein of 653 amino acids. The transcript has 9 exons. NCBI's taxonomy places the organism in Eukaryota, Metazoa, Mollusca, Bivalvia, Ostreida, Ostreidae. Gene Ontology annotation, cellular component: cytosol.